AAAGCUCGAUCCCUUCUCAGUAUUAUAGUUUUGCUGAUAAUGAAAAAUCUAAGCACGCGUUGUGCUUUACUUAAAAUUUUAAUUCAGUUUUGAACUUGGCAGAGUGCGCACUUGUUUACAAUACUUAAAAGUACUUUUUUUAUUUCAUGUACUUAAAUGAGGAUUGUUUUUUUUUUUUUUUUGAGUGUAUAAACAAUAUAUUGUUUUGUUAGUUUUUUUAUCAAGAAACACCAAAAUGGCCGAAACUCGACUGAAAGAAGAAAGCCUAGAAACCAAAUUAGAAAAUGAGCUUGUGCCAACUGUCAAUUUGACAGAACCCGAACCAGAAAGCGAGGUUGCCAAAUGGGCCGAAAAAAACAUCAACGAAAGCCCCAACGACAAAUUAGCUCUCAUAGAAGAAUUACGAGACAUGAUUUUUGAAAGAGGAGAAUGUGAGCCUCAUAGAACUGACGACGCAUUUUUGCUUAGAUUCCUGAGGGCCCGCCAUUUUAUAGUCAGAAUGGCUCAUAGACUGAUUGUAAAUUACUACACUUAUAGAGAAACGUACCCCAACCUGUUUUUCGAUAUCGAUUUCGAAAAACUUGUCCAAAUAGGAGAAUCGGAAAUAUUCAGCGUACCACCGUAUUUCGAUCAUAUGGGAAGAAGAAUUUUGUAUUUGAGAAUUGAAAACUGGAACCCGAACCAAUUUAGUAUCGAUGACCUGUUGCAAGCGGUCAUUUUUUUGAUUCAGGCGGCCAUUUUGGAACCCAAGCACCAAAUUAUGGGUGGAAUAUGCGUUUUGGAUGUGGGUAAUAUCUCGACUGGUCAAGCCUGGUAUAUGUCGCCAAGUGUUAUUAAGCAUAUUAUCGCCAUUGCAUAUAAAUCUCUCCCUCAUCGUAUCGAAGCCUUGCACAUAAUAAACGUUUCGAAAGUGUUCGAUUACGCUUUCAGCAUGAUGAAACCGUUUCUUUCUGAUGUAAUGAAAAAAAGGGUUUUCAUUCAUCAGGAUUUAGAAGGUCUUCACGAACAUGUUUCGCCUAAAUAUUUACCUAAAAGAUUUGGUGGAAUCCAUAAAGACUAUCUUUACAACGACUGGUUGAAUAUUUUACAUGAAAACGAGAACUUAGUUGAAGAAUUGGAGUCUUAUGGGUAUCAAGGAGGCAAGGAAUUUCUUAAAAGUCUUAAAAAAUCAUCAGAAGAUGAAAAUGUAGUCUGAUUUUAUAUGAUUAUUGUGACGUAAAAAGACAAUAAAUAAAUUACGAAUUAAUAAAUAAAAAAAUACAUAAAAUGUGAUAUUAUAAAGAAUAGUUUAGUUUGUAUAAGUUUUAAUAAAAAUAUUUAUGCCUUUGUUUUAUUGUAUAUUAUAAAAUAUUAAAUUUUUUUUUAACCAUAUAUUUUUUGAAUCUGGAGGAGCACUAUUCCCCAUAAUUAUUACAGAUUUCUGUAAUAUAUGAUAAAUUUUCAGGCGCCAU
This is a messenger RNA of Ceutorhynchus assimilis (cabbage seed weevil), 1451 nucleotides long. The record is from the annotation of a GenBank genome assembly. Lineage: Eukaryota; Metazoa; Arthropoda; Insecta; Coleoptera; Curculionidae.